GAACCUGUUCAAGAUGGGGUGGCUUCGCCAGCUACCCCAGGAACUGGAAAAUCUAAGCUGGAAACACUGCCAAAGGAAGAUCUUAUCAAGUUUGCCAAGAAGCAGGUGAUGCUAAUACAGAAAGCUAAAUCAAGGUGUACAGAAUUGGAAAAAGAAAUUGAAGAACUUAAAUCAAAACCUGUUGCUGGAGGAGCUGAUGAUAUUAUUAAGGCAUUGACUGAGCGGCUGGAUGCUAUUCUCUUGGAAAAAGCAGAGACUGAGCAACAGUGUGUAUCUCUAAAGAAAGAAAAUACUAAGAUGAAGGAAGAGGUUAUGGAUUCUGUAAGUAAGGUGGAAGAUAUGCACAAGGAGUUUGAAGAAUCUCAUCAAAAAUAUGUAAAAGAAAUUGAAAGUUUGAAAAAUGAAUUAUUAGCAGUACAUUCUAAACACAGUGAAGAUAAAGAUAGCUUGCAGAAGGAAUUGGAAGAAGCAGUGAAAAAGCAGUUAGAACUUUGUGAACAACUUAAAUUUCAGAGCGAUUCUGAAAAUAAUGUUAAAAACCUCCAAGAUGAGAUACAGAAAAUUAGGCCUGCCUUUGAAGAGCAAAUUUUACAUCUCCAAAAGCAGUUAGAAACUACCACUAGUGAAAAGAAGCAAGAAAUUGAUAACCUCCAAAAAGUCAUUGAGACUAAUUCUCAGGAUUACCAAAGAAAUAUUAAUAGUUUACAGCAAGAAUUUUUGCAGUUGAAAGCUACCCACCAAGAAGAACUGGAAAGUUUGAUAUGCCAAAUGGAAACCUCUGCUAAAGAACACGAAGCAGAAGUAAGAAAGUUAAAUCAACUAAAGGAAAACUUAGAAAAACAGUAUGAGGCAAAUGAGAAAAACAUUCAGGAGAACUAUCAAUGUGAAUUAGAAAACUUAAGGAAAGCCUUAAAUGGAAACCAAGAAAAACAGAUGUGCCCUGUGCUUUUGCAAGAAGAUACUGUUGCAGAACAAGUAGUGAAUGAAAAGAUCAAAAACUUAGAAGAUACUUUAAAAGAACUAGAAUCCCAACAUAGUAUCAUGAAAGAUGAAGUUACAUACAUGAAUAAUCUCAAAUUAAAACUUGAAAUGGAUGCCCAGCAUAUAAAGGAUGAGUUUUUCCAUGAACGUGAAGACUUAGAAUUUAAAAUAAAUGAACUGUUACUAGCUAAAGAAGAACAGAGUGGGGUAAUUGAAAAACUAAAAUCUGAGGUAGAAGAUUCAAAUAAACAGUUCUGUUGUAUUGUAGAACAACAUAAAAAAGAAGUACAGAGUCUUAAAGAACAACAUCAAGAAGAAAUAGCACAAUUAAAUGAAACGUUUCUGUCGGAUUCUGAAAAAGAAAAAUUAACAUUAAUGUUUGAAAUACAAGGUCUUAAGGAGCGAUGUGAAAGUCUACAGCAAGAAAAGGAAGACGCAAUCUUAAAUUAUGAGAGUUUGAGAGAAAUGAUGGAAAUUUUACAAACAGAACUGGGGGAGUCUGCUGGAAAAAUAAGUCAAGAAUUUGAAUCAAUGAAACAACAGCAGGCAUCUGAUGUCCAUGAACUGCAGCAGAAGCUCAGAACUGCUUUUAAUGAAAAAGACGCCCUUCUUGAAACUGUGAAUUGUCUCCGGGGGGAAAAGGAAAAAUUACUAGCGCAACAAGAAGUACUACCACAACUUGAAAAUACCGUAAAGAACCUUCAGGAAAAGAAUGAAGAGUAUUUAAUAAGUCUCAAUCAUAAAAAUACCAUUGUACAAGAAUUAGAAGCAAAGAUAAGUUCUCUAAGUGAGGAAAAAGAUAGCUUAAUAAGUAAAAUUAAAAAUUCUUUUGAAGAGGUGGAUGAUCUCCAUAAACAAUGUGAAAGAGGAGAAGAAUUGGUUACAGAGUUAAGGGAGAAAGUCACACAAACUACCCAGCACAAUAGUGAACUGAAACAAAAGAUAAAUGAAUUAACAGAAGAACUAGAAAAGACUUUAAAAGAAAAGGACCAAAAUAACCAGGAACUAGAAAAACUUGUGAUUCAAAUGACAAUGCUCUAUCAAGACCAAGAAGUGUUGUCAUCUGAAGUGAAGUCUCUUUCUGAGGAAAAGAAUAGACUGAGUUCAGAGAAGAGCCAGUUGUGUAGCAAUUUGGAAUCUCUUCUAUCUGAAAAAGAAGGGAAUGUGAACUUACAAAAACAGAUUGCCGAGUUAGAAAAGAAAUUUCAGUUAACAGUUGAAGAGCGAGAUAAUUUAAGUAAACUAUUAGAAAAUGAGCAACUUCAGAAGUUAUUUGUAAAAACUCAGUUAAAUGGUUUUCUUGAGGAAAUAGGGUCAAAACUUACAGAAGAAAAUAGAGAAGAUGAUGUUGCAGAUGUCCUACAAGUUGUACGUGAAUCUUUAGCAAAAAUAAAUGAGGAAAAACAUAACUUAGUGUCUCAGUAUAAUGAAAGGAUAUUAGAGUUGGAAAAAGAGAUUGAGUGUGGUCAAGAGGAGCACAUAGCUCAGCGUAAGGAACUUAGGGCUUUGCUACAAGACUGUGAGCAAGAGAAAGUGCUUCUGAAGAAAGAGUUAGAAGAAGCCUUGUCAGAAAAACAAGCUUUGCAGUUUGAUCUUGUAGCAAUGAAGAAUGCUAAUGAAAAAUCAAGGCUUGAAAACCAGGAUCUGUUAAUUAAAAUUGAAGAAGCAUCUCAAAAAUUAUUAUAUAGUAAAAAUGAAGUCCGUAAUGAAAAAGAAACCUCAUUUAUCAAGGAACAUGAAGAUCUAAGACCAUUAUUAGAAGAAAAAGAAUCUGAAUUACAACAUGUAAUAGCAGAACUGGCACUACUAAAGGACUCCUUAGAGAAAUCAUCUUCUGUAAAAAAUGAUCACACUUCAGUAAAAGAACUGGAAGAAAAAAUAGAAAAUCUGGAAAAAGAAACCAAAGAAAAAGAGGAGAAAAUAAGUAAGAUAAAAUUAGUUGCUGUGAAGGCAAAGAAAGAACUUGAUUCUAGCAGAAAAGAGGCCCAGGCUCUAAAGGAAGAACUUGAAUCUGUUCGAUCAGAAAGGGAUCACCUGUCUACUUCCAUGAGAGAUCUUAUUCAAGGAGCAGAAAGCUAUAAGAAUCUUUUAUUAGAGUAUGAUAAACAGUCAGAGCAGUUGGAUAUGGAAAAAGAGCGGUCCAGUAAUUUUGAACAUCUCAUAGAAGACCUUACAAAACAAUUAAGGAAUUCAACUCUCCAGUGUGAAAAACUAAAUUCUGAUAAUGAAGAUCUCCUGGCUCGAAUUGAGACACUCCAGUCUAAUGCUAAGUUAUUAGAAGUACAGAUUUUAGAAGUUCAGAGAACUAAAGCCACAGUAGACAAGGAGUUAGAAACUGAAAAACUUCAGAAAGAACAGAAGAUGAAGGAACAUGCCAGUACUUUAAGUGAGCUUGAAGAACUGCAAGUACAACUUCAAAAGGAAAAGAAACAGCUUCAGAAAACUAUGCAAGAAUUAGAGCUGGUCAGAAAGGAUGCCCAGCAAACCACACUGAUGAAUAUGGAAAUAGCUGAUUAUGAACGUCUGAUGAAAGAACUAAAUCAAAAGUUGACUAAUAAAAACACCAAGAUUGAAGAUUUGGAACAAGAAAUAAAAAUUCAGAAACAGAAACAAGAAACCCUACAAGAAGAAAUGACUUCACUACAGUCAUCAGUGCAGCAAUGUGAAGAAAAAAACACCAAAAUCAAGCAAUUGCUUGUGAAAACCAAAAAAGAACUGGCAGAUUCAAAACAAGCAGAAACUAAUCACCUAAUGCUUCAAGAAUCUUUGAAGAGUGACUUGGAAAAAAGCCAACAGCAAGUUGAAGUUUAUAAAAUUCAGCUGGCAGAAAUAACAUCUGAGAAACACAAAAUCCAUGAGCAGCUGAAGACCUCUGCAGAACAGCACCAGCGUACACUGAGUGCUUACCAACAAAAAAUCACUGCCUUACAAGAAGAAUGCCACACUGCUAAGGCAGAACAAGCGGCUAUAACUUCUGAUUUUGAAAGCUACAAAGUCCGAGUUCAUAAUGUUCUAAAACAACAGAAAAAUAAAUCAGUAUCCCAGGCGGAAACAGAGGGAGCUAAACAAGAAAGGGAACACCUGGAAAUGCUGAUUGACCAACUAAAAAUCAAAUUACAAGAUACUCAGAAUAAUUUACAGAUUAGUGUAUCUGAACUUCAGACAUUACAGUCUGAACAUGAUACUCUGCUUGAAAGGCACAACAAGAUGCUGCAGGAAACCGUGUCCAAAGAGGCAGACCUCCGAGAAAAGUUGUGUUCAGUACAGUCAGAGAAUAUGUCACUGAAAUCUGAACAUGAGCACACUGUGAGUCAGCUCACAUCCCAGAAUGAGGUCCUGCGCAACAGUUUCCGUGAUCAAGUACGUCAUUUGCAGGAAGAGCACAGAAAAACAAUGGAGACUUUACAGCAGCAGCUUUCCAAGGUGGAAGCUCAGCUCUUCCAGCUUAAGAGUGAACCUGCCACACGGAGCCCAGCCUCUUCGCAUCAACCUUUGAAGAACUUUCGAGAAAGGAGAAACCCAGACCUUCCCCUUCUGGACAUGCAUGCCAUAACCAGGGAGGAAGGAGAAGGAAUGGAGACAACUGAUGUUGAGUCUGUGUCAUCCACCAGCACUCACACACAGUCUUUAGAGCAACUUCUUAAUUCUCCUGAAACUAAGCUUGAGCCUCCUUUAUGGCAUGCUGAAUUUACUAAAGAAGAAUUGGUUCAGAAACUCAAUUCUACCACAAAAAGUGCCGAUCACUUAAAUGGCCUGCUACGGGAAACAGAGGCAACAAAUGCAAUCCUUAUGGAGCAAAUUAAGCUUCUCAAAAGUGAAAUAAGAAGAUUAGAAAGAAAUCAAGAACGAGAAAAGUCGGUUGCUAACCUGGAAUACCUGAAAAAUGUCUUGCUACAGUUCAUCUUUCUUAAACCAGGCAGUGAGAGAGAGAGGCUGCUUCCUGUUAUAGAUGCAAUGUUGCAGCUUAGCCCAGAAGAAAAAGGAAAAUUGUCUGUAAUUGCUCAAGGUGAGGAAGAAAAUGCUUCCCGUUCCUCAGGAUGGGCAUCCUAUCUGCAUAGUUGGUCUGGACUUCGGUAG
Messenger RNA from Elephantulus edwardii (Cape elephant shrew), 5058 nucleotides. RefSeq names its product GRIP and coiled-coil domain containing 2 (gene GCC2). The transcript is spliced from 22 exons. The record is from RefSeq and is a predicted model, not a curated record. Gene Ontology annotation, biological process: late endosome to Golgi transport. Lineage: Eukaryota; Metazoa; Chordata; Mammalia; Macroscelidea; Macroscelididae. The coding region runs from base 109 to 5058 and encodes 1649 amino acids. Gene Ontology annotation, cellular component: Golgi apparatus.